Cornus florida is the source of this 375-nucleotide messenger RNA. RefSeq names its product auxin-responsive protein SAUR78-like. Bases 1 to 375 code for a protein of 124 amino acids. Gene Ontology annotation, biological process: response to auxin. Lineage: Eukaryota; Viridiplantae; Streptophyta; Magnoliopsida; Cornales; Cornaceae. The transcript has a single exon. The record is from RefSeq and is a predicted model, not a curated record.
AUGGGGAAACAUGGAAAGCUAACAAAGCUCAAGUCUGCAUUGAAGAAGUGGCCCUCUUUCAGAAAGCUUGACCGUACAGAGAGCGGCAGAUGUAUCGCCACCACAAACGGCGGGUCUGAGGGUGGAGAAAGUGCUAGCAUAGAUGGGAAUCUCCACCCCGUUUACGUCGGAAAAGCUCAGAGGCGGUAUCUUGUUAGCUCCGAAGUGAUUGACCAUCCUGUGUUUCAAGAGCUGGCCAACAAAACGGACGGCUCUGAUGGAAAGAUCUCUGUUGGAUGCGAGGUUGUGCUGUUCGAUCACUUUCUGUGGAUGUUGGAGAAUGGUGGGUCGCAUUUGGAAUCAAUGGACGAGCUUGUUGAGCUCUAUAGUUACUGA